Messenger RNA from Parasteatoda tepidariorum (common house spider), 888 nucleotides. RefSeq names its product DNA-directed RNA polymerase II subunit RPB4. Lineage: Eukaryota; Metazoa; Arthropoda; Arachnida; Araneae; Theridiidae. Gene Ontology annotation, biological process: DNA-templated transcription initiation. Gene Ontology annotation, molecular function: nucleotide binding. The record is from RefSeq and is a predicted model, not a curated record. Gene Ontology annotation, cellular component: RNA polymerase complex.
AGAUCCCAUUCCUUAUGUCUAAUUGGUUGAUUGAUUGUUGCUGUUAUGGUGCCAUUUGAUUAUUUUGAUCAGUAUUCCUCUUUAAUUUUGAUCAAAAAUCGAAUUAGAUUUGUAUUUGAAACUUUGCAGAAAGUAAAAUUUGUUGUUUUCUAAUCUAUAAAAUUACCGCAUUUUUCAUCAAUGUCUGCUAGCGCUCCAAGUUAUGUUCUCGAUCAAAUCGAAGAAGAUGCUGGUGAAUUACAAUUUCCCAAAGAAUUCGAAAAUGCAGAAACUUUACUUGUGUCAGAAGUUUUAAUGUUACUAGAGCAUAGAAAACAACAAAAUGAAAACGCCGAGGAAGAACAAGAACUGCCAGAAGUGUUCAUGAAAACCUUGAACUACUGUCAAAGAUUCAGUAGAUUCCGAAACAGAGAAACAAUAUCGGCUGUGAGAAGUCUAUUGACACAGAAAAAGGUACAUAAAUAUGAACUUGCACAGCUGGCGAAUUUGUGUCCUGAAACUCCAGAAGAAGCAAAGACUUUAAUUCCGAGCUUAGAAGGAAGAUUUGAAGAUGAGGAAUUACGCCAAAUUUUGGAUGACAUUCAAACGCAGAGAAGCUUUCAGUACUAAGUUGCGUGACAGCAAAUCAUUAACUUUUUUUCUUCGGAUAAAGCAUUCUUCUCUUUGACUUGAAUCUCUUAUUUGUUUUUAAGUUAAGUUUUAUCAGGUUUAGUAGGUAUUUUAAAUAUGAACUGUUUUUUACUGAAUAUUUUUACUUUUUAAUACUUUCAAGUUAUAUAAAGCUCUUGAGUUACAUAAAGCUUACAAGUUAUAUUAUGUUUACAUUUGCUCUCAGUCAUCAUUUCAUUAUGUAUAAUUUUGAUAAAAUAAAAUUUUCUAAUUAACAGA